Molecule: messenger RNA, 3290 nt
Organism: Aaosphaeria arxii CBS 175.79
Lineage: Eukaryota; Fungi; Ascomycota; Dothideomycetes; Pleosporales
Product: elongation factor 2
Exons: 2
Coding region: 67-3054 (995 amino acids)
Biological process (GO): mRNA splicing, via spliceosome
Cellular component (GO): U2-type catalytic step 2 spliceosome; cytosol; U4/U6 x U5 tri-snRNP complex
Molecular function (GO): GTP binding; translation elongation factor activity; GTPase activity
Source: RefSeq, a predicted model, not a curated record
AGGCAAUCCAAGCUCCCAUAGCCCUGCCCUUUGAACGCGAAUUGGCCGUUCUCCAACAACGCCAACAUGGAUGAUCUUUAUGAUGAGUUCGGUAAUUACAUUGGCGAAGCUGAGUCCGACGAUGAUGUGCAGUCUACCGGAGACGCAGCAGACGCCUAUGUUCUGGACGAUGAAGCCUCCGAAGAUGGCGUGCAGAACGAUCAGCAGCUCAUGGAGGUAGACGAAGGUCCAUCGAAUGCCGUCAUAUUACACGAAGACAAGCAAUACUACCCCUCCGCGUCCGACGUCUACGGUGCCGAUGUGGAAGUCCUUGUGGAAGAGGAGGAUACACAGUCGCUGGCGCAGCCGAUCAUCGCGCCAGUCGUGAAAAAGAAGUUCACAGUGCAGGAGGCAGACCUGCCCCCGGUGCAUUUCAAGAGAGAUUUCUUGACAGAUUUGAUGAACUUCCCAGAUCAAAUAAGGAAUAUCGCGAUCGCUGGACAUCUACAUCACGGAAAAACUGCUUUCAUGGAUAUGCUUGUUCUGGAGACCCACGACAUUCAGGAUAAACUGGACAAGAAGCGCGGGCGCAAGCGGGAGGAGCAGUUGCGAUACACAGACGUACACGUGCUAGAACGCGAACGAGGACUAUCAAUAAAGGCUGCACCCAUGAGCUUGGUCCUGCAGAGCACAGCUCAAAAGUCGCAUUUGUUCAACAUCCUGGAUACCCCUGGACACGUGAACUUUGCCGACGAGGUGGCUGCAUCUUUGCGACUGGUUGACGGUGUUGUUUUGGUAGUUGACGUGGUGGAGGGUGUUCAAGUGAAUACCGAACACAUCAUUAAGCAUGCUGUGCUCGAAGAUCUUCCUUUGACCUUAGUCGUCAACAAAAUGGAUCGUUUGAUGCUCGAAUUGAAGCUGCCCCCGAAGGACGCAUAUUUCAAGAUAAAGCACGUGAUCGAACAGGUCAACACUGUCAUUGAGAACACCAUUCCAGGCCGAGGAGAGAAGAGGCGCAUCAGUCCCGAAAAAGGCAAUGUGACUUUCGCAUGCACUAGUAUGCAAUGGUGCUUCACGUUGCAAUCCUUCGCGAAGAUGUACACCGACUUCUACCCGGGAGCCAACAAGAAGUCAGGCUUUGGGCAGCCUAACAAGACAAUCGAUGCCCUGAAAUUCGCGCAACGACUGUGGGGCGAUAUUUACUUCAACCCAGGAAGCCGGAAAUUCACAAGGAAACCGCAGGAGGAGGACUCACAGCGCUCAUUCGUUCAUUGGGUGCUUGAACCCAUCUACAAACUCUAUUCACACACACUCAGUGAAUCUCCAGAGGAUCUGGAAGAUACACUCGCUACCCUCGGCAUCCACUUAAAGCCAUCCCAGUAUAAGACAGAUGCCAAGGAGCUCAUGCGUCUUGUCUGUCAGCAGUACUUCGGACCACCGAGCGGAUUCGUGGACAUGGUCACACAACAUGUUCCUUCGCCAGAGGAUGGCGCUAAGCGGCUAUUGGAGAGGUACUAUACUGGACCUCUGGACACCAAGACCGCAGAAUCAAUGCAGAAGUGCGAUCAAGAUGGACCCCUAGUGAUCCAUGUCACGAAGCUUUUCAACUCAGAGGAUGCGAAGACAUUCCACUGCUUGGGCCGUGUCAUGAGUGGAAUUGCAAAAUCUCCCCAAUCGGUUCGCGUUCUAGGCGAGGGUUACACGAUCGAAGAUGAGGAGGACAUGGUUGUCGCAACUGUGACAGACACAUGGAUUGCAGAGUCCCGGUACAACAUCCCCACAAGUGGUGUACCUGCAGGAAACUGGGUUCUUCUUGGCGGCGUGGACAACUCAAUCGUGAAGACUGCGACAAUUGUCGCUCCCAAGCUCCCGGAUAACGAAGAUGCAUACAUUUUCCGACCUAUACGACAUUUCUUCGAAUCUGUUUUCAAGGUUGCGGUUGAGCCUAUCAACCCCUCGGAAUUACCUAAGAUGUUGGACGGGCUCCGAAAGAUCAACAAAUCUUACCCGCUUAUCACCACCAAGGUCGAAGAGUCAGGCGAGCACGUGGUUCUAGGCACAGGCGAGCUGUACAUGGACUGUGUGCUGCAUGAUCUUCGUCGCUUGUAUGCAGACAUGGAGAUUAAGGUGUCUGACCCAGUGACCCGGUUCUGCGAGACCGUUGUUGAGAUGUCAGCCAUCAAAUGCUACGCCCUCACCCCCAACAAGAAAAACAAGCUUACUAUGAUCGCCGAGCCCCUGGACCCAGGCAUCGCAGAGGACAUCGAGUCCGGCAAAGUCUCGAUCAAAGACCCUGUCCGCGUCGUCGGCAAGUUCUUCGAAGAAAACUAUGGCUACGACCUCCUCGCCUCGCGCAACAUCUGGGCCUUCGGACCGGACGACAUGGGCGCCAACAUCCUCCAAAACGACACUCUCCCCUCAGACGUCGACACCAAGACCCUCCGAUCCGUGCGCGACACCCUCCGCCAGGGCUUCAGCUGGGCGACGCGCGAAGGACCCCUCUGCGAAGAACCAAUCCGCAACACCAAAUUCCGCAUUACAGACGUCGACCUCGCACCGGAGCCCAUCUUCCGCGGCGGCGGCCAAAUCAUCCCAACCUCCCGCCGCGCAUGCUACUCCUCCUUCCUGAUGGCGUCCCCGCGCCUCAUGGAGCCUAUGUAUAGCUGCAACAUCACGGGCCCCGCCGACGCCGUCUCCUCCCUCUACACCGUCCUCGCUCGUCGCCGCGGUCACGUCCUCCAGGAAGACCCCAUCGCGGGCACCCCCCUCUACUCCGUCAAGGGCCUCAUCCCCGUCAUCGACUCCUUCGGCUUCGAAUCAGAUCUCAGGAUCCACACGCAGGGCCAGGCCAGCGUCUCCCUCGUCUUCGACAAGUGGAGCAUCGUCCCCGGCGACCCGCUCGACAAGGACAUCCAGCUGCGCAAAUUGGAGCCCGCGAGCGCGCAGGCCCUGGCUAGGGAUUUCGUGCUCAAGACGAGGAGGAGGAAGGGUCUUGCUGAGGACGUCACGAUUAGCAAGUUCCUCGAGCCCGAGCUGUUCAGGGGUUUGAAGGAGAGUGGCGUGCUGGACGGUUAGAAACGUAAUAAUAGAAGAUACAGAAAGCGCGCUUGGAAUGGGUGGGGAUGUAUGAUAUUUUUUUUUCUGUCUCUCGCACAUGGAAUGUUUUUGAUCGGCGUGAGAUAAGGUUGUGUGCACAAUUGAAUUGAUUGGCACCUUUUUGGAAGGCAUUGAGAACCAGCCCGGCGCUUUCUUUCAACGGAUUGUAUGAACGAAAAAGUUUCGCGACAAAAAAGGGCUUUUGAAAUGAUAAU